AUGAUGAGACCAAUUAAAAGGAAGAAGGUGGGUGAGAAUGAAAAAUUAAACAGAAAUCGUGGAAAACCAGAUCUCAUUAGUACACUACCUGAUGGAGUUUUAUCUUCUAUCAUCUCUUAUCUUCCCAUCGAUGAAGCUGUGAGAAGCAGCAUCCUUUCAAAGAGAUGGAUACCUUUAUGGAAGCAUACUUCACACCUCAAUUUUGAUGGCACACGCAUGACAAAAUCAUUUAUUCAAGCCACAGAAGAAGAUGUUCGAAAAUAUGGUAAGCUUGUUAAUUCCAUAUUACAUAAUCAUCUUGGAGAUUUGAUUAAUUCUUUAUCAACAUUUGAAAGUUCUGAAAAUUUGAAGAUCUUGAAAUUGAAGAAGAUGGAAAUGAAGAAUGAAACAAUUAAUGGAAUUUUGAAAAAUUGUUUGGGUUUAGAGAAGUUUAGUCUCGUUGAUUCAAUCGGAUUUGAUUUUCUCAAAAUUAAAAGCCACCAUCUUAGGGUUUUGGAGCUUAAGAGGUUGGGGAUUAAAGAGAUAGAUGUUUAUGCUGAUGACCUUCAAGUUGUUGUGUUUGACUCUCUUAUUUGCCCAGGAAGAGGUGUUAAAAUUUAUUCUCAAAAUUUGAGGAAUUUUUCUUCUUCAUAUGAUCCAGCCGCUCAAAUGAGUCUGAAAACUUAUGAAAUUCUUGAAAAUUGCAGUGAUCUUUUUAAAACUCAAACAACCAACAUUUUUCUAUUUCUAAAGACUUUGUCAAUUGAAUUGGAUUUGAAUAAUAUGAGAGAAGUUUUGCCAUUUUCAUACAUACUAAGGUCAUGUAUCUGUCUCAAUACUCUUGAAAUUACUAUACCGACAGUGGAAGCUUUUGAACAUUGUGAACUUCCGUUUCCUAAAUCAAUUUUCUGGGAGAGGCAAGAAAUGUACAAUUGUAUCAAUCACAAGUUAAAAUUUGUGACAAUAAGGGGAGUUACAGGCAAAGAACAGGAAGUGAAUUUCUUGAAACAUUUGAUUACAAGAGCUUAUAUUGUGGAAAAGAUCAAUGUGAUUUGGAUGGGCAUGGUCGUCAAACUGCUUAUGGGUAUGUACCUGGUGGAUACCAGUAUAGAACUGUUUGUGGCCAGAGAUCCUGUGGACAUGGCCUGUGAACUAGGGAUCGCAGUCGAUGCAUUCGUCGAACUUGCAACAACUGUUCCUGAUCCUUGUGGAGGAUUUUGUCCCCUUCCGUCAUCGGUGGUAUUAACCAUCUUUCUGGUAUAUUUUCUUUUGGGUAUUGCUUGA
This is a messenger RNA of Vicia villosa (hairy vetch), 1263 nucleotides long. RefSeq names its product F-box/LRR-repeat protein 13-like. The record is from RefSeq and is a predicted model, not a curated record. Lineage: Eukaryota; Viridiplantae; Streptophyta; Magnoliopsida; Fabales; Fabaceae. The transcript is spliced from 5 exons. Gene Ontology annotation, molecular function: protein binding. Bases 1 to 1263 code for a protein of 420 amino acids.